Molecule: messenger RNA, 1161 nt
Organism: Arctia plantaginis
Lineage: Eukaryota; Metazoa; Arthropoda; Insecta; Lepidoptera; Erebidae
Source: the annotation of a GenBank genome assembly
AUGUCGGCCCCGCCGCGCCACCCCCACUUCUACACCGUUGAGGUCGGCGACACACGCUUCACCAUCCUCAAGCGUUACCAGAACCUGAAACCCAUUGGAUCCGGAGCACAGGGCAUAGUAUGUGCCGCAUACGAUACAGUGACACAACAGAACGUUGCCAUCAAGAAGUUGUCGCGGCCUUUCCAGAAUGUGACGCACGCGAAGCGGGCUUACCGCGAGUUUAAGCUUAUGAAACUCGUCAAUCAUAAAAAUAUUAUUGGUCUUUUAAAUGCAUUUACGCCUCAGAAGAGCCUGGAGGAGUUCCAGGACGUUUACCUGGUGAUGGAGCUAAUGGACGCAAACCUGUGCCAGGUUAUCCAGAUGGACUUGGACCAUGAGAGGAUGAGCUAUUUACUGUAUCAGAUGCUUUGCGGUAUCAAGCACUUGCAUCUUGCCGGAAUUAUACACAGGGACUUGAAGCCGUCCAACAUAGUGGUGAAGAGCGACUGUACGCUGAAAAUCUUAGACUUUGGACUGGCGCGCACCGCCGGCACCACGUUCAUGAUGACCCCCUACGUCGUCACCAGAUACUACCGCGCCCCUGAGGUGAUCCUGGGUAUGGGCUACACAGAGAACGUGGACAUCUGGUCGGUGGGCUGCAUCAUGGGUGAGAUGAUCCGCGGAGGGGUGCUGUUCCCCGGAACUGAUCACAUCGACCAGUGGAACAAGAUCAUCGAGCAACUGGGCACGCCGUCGGCGGCGUUCAUGGCGCGGCUGCAGCCCACGGUGCGCAACUACGUGGAGAACCGGCCGCGCUACGCCGGCUACAGCUUCGAGCGCCUCUUCCCCGACAUACUCUUCCCCAGCGACAGCAACGAGCACAACCGCCUCAAGGCGUCUCAGGCCCGCGACCUGUUGUCCCGGAUGCUCGUGAUCGACCCGGAGCGCCGCAUCUCCGUGGACGAGGCGCUGCUGCAUCCCUACAUCAACGUGUGGUACGACGAGGGGGAGGUCAAUGCGCCGGCGCCGGCGUCGUACGACCACUCGGUGGACGAGCGCGAGCACACGGUGGAGCAGUGGAAGCAGCUCAUCUACCAGGAGGUGGUGGAGUACGCCGCGCCGCCGCCCCACCAGCCGCACCAGCCCCCGCCCGACUGCGCGCAGCCCGCGCUCACCACAUAG